AUGGCCCUGAAAUUUGGUGGCAAGUCAAAGUUUGCUAUGGAAGAUGACGAGGGCAUCAACCUGUCCUGGAGUGCUAAUGUCCCAAUCACAGUGCAGUCAUUAUCGUUGUUGGCCUUGAAGGCAUUCUGCAUCGAGGAGCAUGUUGAGAGGAGGUGCGCUGGACUGGGACGAAGGCUGAGGGCUGCUGCUCUGCAUGUUCUGUCCUGUGAGCAUGGAGUACUAAGGAGUAAAUUCCUCAUCUAUGCCUGUCUCCUGCUGUUCUCUGUGCUGCUGGCCCUUCGUCUGGAUGGCAUCAUUCAGUGGAGUUACUGGGCUGUCUUUGCUCCAAUAUGGCUGUGGAAGUUGAUGGUUAUUGUUGGAGCCUCAGUUGGAACUGGAGUCUGGGCACGAAAUCCCCAAUAUCGAGCAGAAGGAGAAACGUGUGUGGAGUUUAAAGCCAUGUUAAUUGCAGUGGGCAUCCACUUGCUCCUGUUGAUGUUUGAAGUUCUGGUCUGUGACAGGAUUGAAAGAGGAAGCCAUUUCUGGCUUCUGGUCUUCAUGCCGCUGUUCUUUGUCUCCCCGGUGUCCGUUGCAGCUUGUGUUUGGGGCUUUCGACAUGACAGGUCACUAGAGUUAGAAAUACUGUGUUCUGUCAACAUCCUGCAGUUUAUAUUCAUUGCCUUAAGACUGGACAAGAUCAUCCACUGGCCCUGGCUUAAAACUUGGAAAAGACAGACAGCUUAGGUAAUCGAAUGAUAAUGACCCGUAACCCACUGGGAGAGAGCAUGGCCAGUGUCCCGGGUUUCCUGUGCCGGAUGUUACCGCUUCGUGAAGGCAGCUGAGCCUGUGCGGCGCACACGGUUUUGUGCACUGCGCUCUCAUCCUAACGCAUCAUGAGCAUUUUCCCCUGGCAAUAAAAGGUGUUUAUAAACAUAAUUUUUAAAGUUUAAUUGAUGCAGUAUUCUUCAAAUGCAUUUACCAAACAUCCCCUUCCGAAUAUUGAAGUUGAUACCAGUGUGAUUAUAAAUCAUGAUGUAACAUAUAUUUUUGUGCCUAAAAAUCUUCCCCUGAUUCUUUUCAUUAUUUUCUUAGGAAGGACUCCAGAGACAGUAUUACUGGGCCAGAGGGUGGGAACUUGAGAUUUUGGAAGACAGGCUGCACCCCCGACUUGCUUUUCAAAAAAGUUGUGCCACUGGACACUCCUGCUCAGAACCUGUGGCUUCAGGUUCCUGGGUGUUUGGUUGAAAUUGUGUAGAUGGAUAGAAGGGGGUGGGAACGGGGGUGGAUAUGGGUACGUACACAUGUCAUUAUAUAUUCAUAGCAAGCUACAGAUAAGCCAGUAGGACUUGGACUUCCUGCUAUGAAUGCCUAGAAGGCAGGUGAGAACCGACAGAGAGGAGGCACGUGGCCUCUGGGAGGUGAGGUCGUGCUGGGGUUUUGGGUCCCCACUCCCACUGCUGCUUGAUGUGUCCUUUUGCACAUAAGACAUUUUCUGUUAUGAACAUGGUUUACCUUAAAAAAAAAAAGUACCAAGUAUAGCAAAAAGAGAAAAUAUUCAUUUGGUGGCAGGGAAGAAAAUAAGGGAACAUAGUCACCUCCAUAAUGAAUAAAGGCAGAACUCAUCAUCUCUGCCCAAAGUCUUUGAUAAAACAGUCAUAAUACAAAAUGUUCGGGUACCUGUCCUCCAUCUUUAGGGUGGUAUAUCUGGAGAAAGGUAAUUGGGUUCAGGAUUUUCUGUUGUGAUAUGGAGGAAAGAAAUCUAAGUAAGACCAACAUUUUAGUAUAAGGUGCAAUCAGAAAAAAAAAAGAUGAAUUAGAAAUGUUUUUUGUAGGUGAGCGGAGAGGUUUUUCCAGCCCCAGUCAGCAGAUGGAACAGUCUGAUGGCAUGCUUCUCACAGUGAUCAGGAGAGACCGAGGGAAGCUGCUAUGAUCACUAUGA
Messenger RNA from Leptonychotes weddellii (Weddell seal), 1918 nucleotides. Lineage: Eukaryota; Metazoa; Chordata; Mammalia; Carnivora; Phocidae. The record is from RefSeq and is a predicted model, not a curated record.